CGGGCGCGCUCCGGCCGCGCUCGCUCCCUCCUCCCUCGGCAGCCGCGGCGGCAGCAGUAGAAGGCGGCGGCGGCAGCUGGGGAUCAGACAUGGCGGCGGAUCUGAACCUGGAGUGGAUCUGCUCUCUGCCCCGAUCCUGGACUUACGGGAUCACCAGGGGCGGCCGAGUCUUCUUCAUCAAUGAGGAGGCGAAGAGCACCACCUGGCUGCACCCAGUCACCGGCGAGGCCGUAGUCACCGGACACCGGCGGCAGAGCACAGAUUUGCCUACUGGCUGGGAAGAAGCAUAUACUUUUGAAGGUGCAAGAUACUAUAUAAACCAUAAUGAAAGGAAAGUGACCUGCAAACAUCCAGUCACAGGACAGCCAUCACAGGACAAUUGUAUUUUUGUAGUGAAUGAACAGACCGUUGCAACCAUGACGUCUGAAGAAAAAAAGGAACGACCCAUAAGUAUGAUAAAUGAAGCGUCUAACUAUAGCAUGACUUCAGAUUAUGCUUUGUAUCCAGUCAGCCCUGUAGGCAGAACAUCACGGGCUUCGAAAAAAGUUCAUAAUUUUGGAAAGAGAUCAAACUCAAUUAAAAGGAAUCCUAAUGCACCGGUGGUGAGACGAGGUUGGCUUUACAAACAGGACAGUACUGGCAUGAAGCUGUGGAAGAAACGAUGGUUUGUGCUUUCUGACCUUUGCCUCUUUUAUUAUAGAGAUGAAAAAGAAGAGGGUAUCCUGGGAAGCAUACUAUUGCCUAGUUUUCAGAUAGCUAUGCUUACAUCUGAGGAUCACAUUAAUCGAAAAUACGCUUUUAAGGCAGCCCAUCCAAACAUGCGGACCUAUUAUUUCUGCACUGAUACAGGGAAGGAAAUGGAAUUGUGGAUGAAAGCCAUGUUAGAUGCUGCUCUUGUACAGACAGAACCUGUGAAAAGAAUUACCUUUAAUUUCAGAGUGGACAACGUUACAUCUGACAAUGUACCAACUAAAGAAAUCAAUAAUAUUCCCAACCAUAGAGUGCUAAUUAAACCAGAGGUCCAAAACAACCACAGAAACAAAGAAAUAAGCAAAAUAGAAGAAAAAAAGGCAUUAGAAGCUGAAAAAUACGGAUUUCAGAAGGAUGGCCAAGAUAGACCUUUAACCAAAAUUAAUAGUGUAAAAUUGAAUUCCCUGCCGUCUGAAUAUGAGAGUGGGUCAACAUGCCCAGCUCAGACUGGACACUACCGGCCAGGCAAUGUGAAUAGUUCAGACAACAAAACAGUCAAUGUUAGCCUGGCAGAUCUUAGAGGUGGAAGUCACCCAAAUACAGGACCCGUACACACGGAUGCUGAUCGAGUCAUACAGAGAACCAAUUCAAUGCAGCAGUUGGAGCAGUGGAUUAAAAUCCAGAAAGGGAGGGGUCAUGAAGAAGAAACCAGGGGAGUAAUUUCUUACCAGACAUUACCAAGAAAUAUGCCAAGCCACCGAGCCCAGAUUGUGGCCCGCUACCCUGAAGGUUAUAGAACUCUCCCAAGAAACAGCAAGACCAGGCCUGAAAGUAUCUGCAGUGUAACCCCUUCCGCUCACGACAAGACAGUAGGGCCUGGGGCGGAGGAGAAACGGAGGUCGAUGAGAGAUGACACAAUGUGGCAGCUCUACGAGUGGCAGCAGCGUCAGUUCUAUAAUAAGCAGAGCACUCUCCCUCGACACAGUACUUUGAGUAGUCCAAAAACCAUGGUCAAUAUUUCGGACCAGACGAUGCACUCUAUUCCCACAUCACCUUCCCAUGGUUCAAUAGCUCCUUACCAGGGAUACUCCCCUCAGCGUACGUAUAGAUCAGAGGUGUCUUCACCAACUCAGAGAGGAGAUGUGACGAUAGACCGCAGACACAGAGCUCAUCACCCUAAGCAUGUCUAUGUGCCUGACAGAAGGUCAAUGCCAGCAAGCCUAACUUUUCAGUCUGUUAGUUCCCAGAGCCUCCAAGGCAAAACACCAGAGGAGCUUACGCUGCUGCUAAUAAAGCUGAGACGGCAGCAAGCUGAACUGAGUAGUAUCCGGGAGCAUACGUUAGCACAGCUCAUGCAGCUGAAACUUGAGGCCCACAGCCCAAAGAAUGAAAUUCUUUCACAUCAUCUUCAAAGGAACACCAUAUAUUUGGAUCAUCAGAUGAAAGAAAAUGAACCUGUCAACACCAUGGUUCACACAAUGAUUGAGAACUCGGCGCUAAGACCCCAACUGUACCAGCAAUUCUUAAGACAGAAGAACAAGAUAAGUUUAUAUUGUCUGUCGCAAGACGAAUGUAGAGGUACAUUAUACAAAUACAGACCUGAACAAGUGGAUAUCGAUGCCAAGUUAAGCCGAUUAUGUGAACAAGAUAAAGUGGUACAUGCUCUGGAAGAGAAACUUCAGCAGCUCCACAAGGAGAAAUACACGCUUGAGCAAGCUUUGCUAUCAGCCAGCCAAGAGAUAGAAAUGAAUGCAGAUAACCCAACAGCCAUUCAGACUGUGGUGUUACAGAGGGAUGAUUUACAGAAUGGACUGCUUAGUACAUGUCGAGAACUGUCUCGAGCUACUGCUGAACUGGAACGAGCAUGGAGAGAAUAUGAUAAGUUAGAAUACGAUGUAACCGUUACCAGGAACCAGAUGCAAGAACAACUAGAUCGACUUGGUGAGGUUCAGACUGAGCCAGCAGGAAUUCAACGUGCACAGAUUCAGAAAGAACUUUGGAGAAUUCAGGAUGUCAUGGAAGGGCUAAGUAAGCACAAACAGCAAAGAGGCACUACAGAAACAGGUAUGAUAGGGUCAAAGCCCUUCUCAACAGUCAAGUACAAAAAUGAGGAAGAGGAAGUAGCCCCACCUCGUCCUCCACUUCCUCGGUCCUAUGACUUUACAGAGCAGCCUCCCAUAAUCCCCCCUCUGCCCAGUGAUAGCAGCUCCUUGCUCUGUUAUAGCAGGGGCCCAGUGCAUCUGCCUGAAGAGAAGAAGAUUCACCAAGUUCAAGGAUAUCCAAGAAAUGGAUCUCACUGUGGUCCAGACUAUAGACUCUACAAGAGUGAACCAGAGUUAACAACAGUGGCAGAAGUCGAUGAGUCUAAUGGAGAAGAAAAAUCAGAACCUGUUUCAGAAAUAGAAUCUUCAGUUGUUAAAGGUUCCCACUUUCCUGUUGGAGUAGUCCCUCCAAGAACUAAAUCACCAACACCUGAAUCUUCGACAAUAGCCUCAUAUGUAACCUUAAGGAAAACUAAGAAGAUGAUGGAUCUAAGAACGGAACGACCAAGAAGUGCAGUAGAACAGCUCUGUUUGGCUGAAAGUGCUCGACCUAGGAUGACUGUAGAAGAGCAAAUGGAAAGAAUCAGGAGACAUCAACAAGCAUGCCUAAGGGAAAAGAAAAAAGGGUUAAAUGUUAUUGGUGCUUCAGACCAGUCACCCUUACAAAGCCCUUCAAAUUUAAGGGAUAAUUCACUCAGGAUUACCCAGAUUCGAAGGAGGGAUGACUUGUUAUCAGGUAGCAUUAAGGAACCGGACACUCUCAUUAGAGAAGAUGAUGUGAAGCCAAACCAUGAAAUUCCUGCAGCAGAGAUUGUCCGACUAAAAGAAGCUGAACCUCAAAAUACGGACUUUAGCGAAGAGGUCAGUAAAACUGAAAGUGUUAUUUAUGAAACACUUUUCAAACCUGAGCCAAAUGGAGUAAAGUCUGAGGAACUGAUGGAUAAAGAACAAAACAAGGAAAAAAUGCCUGAGGAUAUUUCAUACAGUCCCCAGGAUGCAACACCAAUCACAAAUCAUGAAUCAGAAGACCACCCUGAGGGAAAUACAAAGGACAAUGUUCAUGAACAGGAAGAAACUGUCAUUUCUUAUGAACUAACUCCUGAGGUUUCUAGAGGAAAUCAAACGGUGCCAGUGAAAAGUCUCCCCCAGUCUCCUGAGUCCCCGACUUCACCAGUGCCGUCUACUCAGCCGCAGCUCAUGGAAGGAUCGCAUUUCAUGUGUGUGUAGUCUCCGAAGAACUAUACUGACCUCUUUUGAAACCAUUCAAAGCUAAGGCCAUGGACCUUCGGCAAUGUGAGAAGAUAUUGUACAGUAUAUUUUAAAUCUAUGAAAUUCAUAGUUCUGAUGCUUUUGGCCACAGAGCAUCAUUUUAUCACUUCUGGAAAAUGUUUAUUCCAAAGCAGCUUUAAUGCCCAUAUGUAUACUUGGUAAUCUGAACGUUAUUAUUCUAUACACCAGCUUGCUGCUGUGAUUUCAGAGCACACAAGUAAAGGUGCUUUUUACUGUGCAGUCUACAGCUAGAGCUUACUUCGUUGCUGAUUUCCAGAUUUUGAUGUUUCUUAAGUCUAGGUGGGCUUAUAUUUCUUUUUACUUUUCAGUACGUAAAUUUAGUUAUUAUUUCCAAUGAAACAUGUUUCUUUUUUUUUUCUCCCCGUUUUGGCUACUGCAGUGCUUUGUUUCACACUUGAUUUGUAAAAAUUUUAUAUAUAUAUUUAAAAUGUGCCAUUUUAUUAUUGCUAAGUGAAGUAUGUCCCAUUUUCUGCUAUAAUUAUUUCUUAGAUUGCCACAUCAGCGGCUACUGCCACACUCUUGUCAGCUGAAACACAAAUGUUACACUUAGUUUUUCUUAAAAAAAAUUAAAAGUGUAGGUAUUUUGAAGUACUGGGCUUAUACUUCAUUGGAAUAGAUGUGUACAGCAAUAAGCAGGUUUUCAAAUUCAGUACUUAGUUUGUGUACAAAUGUAAUUAUGUUCAUUGUGUAUAUAUUAUACAAUGAGCACAUGUAAUGUAAGUAUUAAAGGCUACUUACUGUUGUUUAAAUGCAAAUUGUUCAUAUCUCAUUUCUUUUUUAUCAUGUUAAAAUAAAUGUUGAUGUUCUUAAA
Messenger RNA from Trichechus manatus latirostris (Florida manatee), 4833 nucleotides. RefSeq names its product pleckstrin homology domain containing A5 (gene PLEKHA5). NCBI's taxonomy places the organism in Eukaryota, Metazoa, Chordata, Mammalia, Sirenia, Trichechidae. Gene Ontology annotation, molecular function: protein binding; phosphatidylinositol-3-phosphate binding; phosphatidylinositol-5-phosphate binding. The record is from RefSeq and is a predicted model, not a curated record. The transcript is spliced from 32 exons. Gene Ontology annotation, cellular component: cytosol. Bases 90 to 3959 code for a protein of 1289 amino acids.